GAAGUUUUGAAAUAUCUACCUUCUCCUAUAAUUUGCAAGUUGUUCCAGCAGACAACGAAGUUUUCUGGCCAUAGCAAGUGCCAAGGAUCACAUCCAUCUAAGGGUCCGAGGAGCAGUUCGAUAGGUGUUCAACUAAGUUUUUGUCCAAAGCUACACAUUCCAAGAUGUCAACGAAAGUUAAAUCAACUCCAAUCGGCAUUGAUCUUGGAACAACUUACUCGUGUGUUGCUGUCUGGUUUGAUCAACAUAACCGUGUUGAGAUCCUUCCUAAUGAGCAGGGUAAUACCAUUACCCCAUCAUGUGUGGCAUGUAAUGACGGCCAAGUUUUAGUAGGUGAGGGUGCUAAAAAUCAGAUUACUAGGAAUCCCAUUAACACUGUUUUCGGUGUCAAACGUUUAAUGGGGAGUAGAUUCAGUGAUAUCAAAUUGCAGAAAGAGUUAGUAUCAUGGCCAUUUAAGGUAAUCGAAGGAUCUACAGAUAAAACAAUUAUUGUACUUGAACAUAUGGGUGCAAACAAGGAAUUUUCACCCGAAGAAAUAUCUUCUAUGAUUUUAAAGAACUUAAAAGAGGCGGCUGAGGCAUACCUUGGAACAACAGUUAGAGAUGCAGUUAUUACGGUCCCUGCAUAUUUCAGUGACAAGCAACGACAGGCAACACACAUUGCUGGUACACUAGCAGGCCUCAAUAUCCUGCGCCUAAUCAACGAGCCCACAGCAGCUGCAAUUGCCUAUGGUCUAGACACGUUUGCUAACCCAAAUCACCCAAAACAGAAAAACGUGUUCGUCUUUGAUUUGGGUGGGGGAACAUUUGAUGUGUCACUUCUCACAAUCAGCAGGGAAGGAACCAUAAGUGUUAAAGCAGUUGGGGGUGACACUCAUUUGGGAGGAGAAGAUUUUGAUAAGGCAAUGGUUGAUCAUUGUGUACAAGAAUUUAAGAAAAAACAUAAGAAAGAUAUGAAUAUAAAUGCUAGAGCAAUAGGGAGGUUAAAAGUUGCAUGUGAGAAAGCAAAGAGAGAUUUAUCCUCAACAACUCAAACUUCUAUUGAAAUUGAUUGCUUCUAUGACGGAAUUGAUUUUUCAAUGAAGGUCACUCGAGCGAAGUUUGAGGAGUUAAAUGCUAGUUUUUUCAAGAAGUGUAUUCUGCAUGUGGAAAAUUGUUUAAGAGAUGGGAAUGUGCACAAACAUAAUGUGGAUGAUAUAGUCCUUGUUGGUGGAUCGACUAGGAUUCCCAAGGUGCAACAAAUGUUAGGGGAAUUUUUUGACUGGAAACCACUUUGCAAGACCAUUAAUGCAGAUGAAGCUGUCGCUUAUGGUGCAGCAGUGUUGGCUGCAAACUUAAGUGGUAAGGGCAAUAAAGCUGUGAAGGAUAUGACACUUUUAGAUGUGACUCCUUUGUCCCUUGGUACCAGCAUCAAAGUAGAUAUUAUGAGUGUCAUAAUCCCACGGAACACACCAGUACCCACCAUAAAGGAGCACGAAUAUGUGACAGCUAAUGACAACCAAAAAAGCUUCCUAAUUGAUGUAUAUCAAGGUGAGUGUGGCAAAGUGAAAGACAACAUCUUCCUUGAUAAAUUCACUCUUCAUGGCGUCCCACCAGGCCCUGCAAGAAAAGAAAUGGUGAAGGUCCGCUUUAGCAUUGAUGCCAAUGGUAUUCUUGAUGUCUCAGCUGAGUUGGUAUCUACUGGGAAUACAAGAAGUAUGGUAAUCACUAGGAGUGGAAAUGUGUCCAAGGAUGACAUCGAGAAGAUGCUGAAGAAGGUUAAACUAUGAACUCUUAUUUCUACUUUCAAUAAGUUUAUGAACUCUUAUUUCUACUUUCAAUAAGUUUAUGAAAUCUUAUUUCUACUUCCAAUAAGUUUGUAUCGUUUGUUUUCAAUGCCAGUUCUAUUAUAUGUUGUUUUAAUUGAUGGGAGUUUAAGCAAUGAAACCUUUCUGGUUCUUGGAAA
Molecule: messenger RNA, 1945 nt
Organism: Helianthus annuus (common sunflower)
Lineage: Eukaryota; Viridiplantae; Streptophyta; Magnoliopsida; Asterales; Asteraceae
Product: heat shock 70 kDa protein 3
Exons: 3
Coding region: 165-1769 (534 amino acids)
Biological process (GO): protein refolding; cellular response to unfolded protein
Cellular component (GO): cytoplasm
Molecular function (GO): misfolded protein binding; ATP binding; ATP hydrolysis activity
Source: RefSeq, a predicted model, not a curated record